This is a messenger RNA of Porites lobata, 4440 nucleotides long. Lineage: Eukaryota; Metazoa; Cnidaria; Anthozoa; Scleractinia; Poritidae. The record is from the annotation of a GenBank genome assembly.
UUUACAGAUUUCCAGAAAGCCACAGAGUACCAUGAACGCGACCUCAAAAUUUCCAAAGAAGUGGGAGACAGGGCAGGAGAAGGAAAAGCGUACUGUAAUCUUGGCAACGCCUAUGGCAGUCUUGGAGAUUUCCAGAAAGCCAUGGAGUACCAUGAACGAGACCUCAAAAUUUCCAAAGAAGUGGGAGACAGGGCAGGAGAAGGAAAAGCGUACUGUAAUCUUGGCAACGCCUAUGGCACUCGUGGAGAUUUCCAGAAAGCCAUAGAGUACCAUGAACGAGACCUCAAAAUUUCCAAGGAAGUGGGAGACAGGGCAGGAGAAGGAAAAGCGUACUGUAAUCUUGGCAACGCCUAUGACAGUGUUGGAGAUUUCCAGAAACUCAUAGAGUACCAUGAACGAGACCUCAAAAUUUCCAAGGAAGUGAUAGACAGGGCAGGAGAAGGAAAAGCGUACUGUAAUCUUGGCACCGCCUUUUACUGUCUUGGAGAUUUCCAGAAAGCCAUGGAGUGCCAUGAACGACAUCUCAAAAUUUCCAAAGAAGUGGGAGACAGGGCAGGAGAAGGAAAAGCGUGCUGUAAUCUUGGCAACGCCUAUGACAGUCUUGGAGAUUUCCAAAAAGCCAUAGAGUACCAUGAACGACACCUCAAAAUUUCCAAAGAAGUGGGAGACAGGGCAGGAGAAGGAGAAGCGUACUGGGAUCUUGGCGACGCCUAUGACUGUCUUGGAGAUUUCCAGAAAGCCAUAGAGUACCAUGAACGACAUCUCAAAAUUUCCAAACAAGUGGGAGACAGGGCAGGAGAAGGAAAAGCGUACUGUAAUCUUGGCAACGCCUAUGACAGUCUUGGAGAUUUCCAGAAAGCCAUAGAGUACCAUAAACGACACUUCAAAAUUUCCAAAGAAGUGGGAGACAGGGCAGGAGAAGGACAAGCCUACUGUAAUCUUGGCGACGCCUAUGACUGUCUUGGAGAUUUCCAGAAAGCCAUAGAGUACCAUGAACGACAUCUCAAAAUUUCCAAAGAAGUGGGAGACAGGUCAGGAGAAGGAAAAGCGUACUGUAAUCUUGGCAACGCCUAUGACAGUCUUGGAGAUUUCCACAAAGCCAUAGAGUACCAUGAACGAGACCUCAAAAUUUCCAAAGAAGUGGGAGACAGGGCAGGAGAAGGAAAAGCGUACUGUAAUCUUGCCGACGCCUAUGAUUGUCUUGGAGAUUUCCAGAAAGCCAUAGAGUACCAUGAACGACAUCUCGAACUUUCCAAAGAAGUGGGAGACAGGGCAGGAGAAGGAAAAGCGUGCUGUAAUCUUGGCAACGCCUAUGACAGUCUUGGAGAUUUCCAGAAAGCCAUAGAGUACCAUGAACGAGACCUCAAAAUUUCGAAAGAAGUGGGAGACAGGGCAGGAGAAGGAAUAGCGUACUGUAAUCUUGGCAACGCCUAUGACAGUCUUGGAGAUUUUCAGAAAGCCAUAGAGUACCAUGAACGACACCUCAAAAUUUCGAAAGAAGUGGGAGACAGGGCAGGAGAAGGAGGAGCGUACGGUAAUCUUGGCAACGCCUAUGAUAGUCUUGGAGAUUUUCAGAAAGCCAUAGAGUACCAUGAACGACACCUCAAAAUUGCGAAAGAAGUGGGAGACAGGGCAGGAGAAGGAGGAGCGUACGGUAAUCUUGGCAACGCCUAUGAUAGUCUUGGAGAUUUCUGGAAAGCCAUAGACUACCAUGAACAACACCUCAAAAUUUCGAGAGAAGUGGGAGACAGGGCAGGAGAAGGAGGAGCGUACUGUAAUCUUGGCAACGCCUUUAGAAAUCUUGGAGAUUUUCAGAAAGCCAUAGAGUACCAUGAACGAGGCCUCAAAAUUUCGAAAGAAGUGGGAGACAGGGCAGGAGAAGGAAGAGCGUACGGUAAUCUUGGAAACGCCUAUCACAAUCUUGGAGAUUUUCAGAAAGCCAUAGAGUACCAUGAACGACACCUCAAAAUUUCGAAAGAAGUGGGAGACAGGGCAGGAGAAGGAAAAGCGUACCGUAAUCUUGGCAACGCCUUUAGAAAUCUUGGAGAUUUUCAGAAAGCCAUAGAGUACCAUGAACGAGGCCUCAAAAUUUCGAAAGAAGUGGGAGAGAGGGCAGGAGAAGGAAGAGCGUACGGUAAUCUUGGAAACGCCUAUCACAAUCUUGGAGAUUUUCAGAAAGCCAUAGAGUACCAUGAACGAGACCUCAAAAUUACGAAAGAAAUGGGAGACAGGGCAGGGGAAGGAAAAGCGUACUGUAAUCUUGGCAACGCCUAUAACAGUCUUGGAGAUUUUCAGAAAGCCAUAGAGUACCAUGAACGAGGCCUCAAAAUUUCGAAAGAAGUGGGAGACAGGGCAGGAGAAGGAAGAGCGUACCGUAAUCUUGGCAACGCCUAUAACAGUCUUGGAGAUUUUCAGAAAGCCAUAGAGUACCAUGAACGAGGCCUCAAAAUUUCGAAAGAAGUGGGAGAUAGGGCAGGAGAAGGAGGAGCGUACGGUAAUCUUGGCAACGCCUAUGACAAUCUUGGAGAUUUUCAGAAAGCCAUAGAGUACCAUGAACGACACCUCAAAAUUUCGAUAGAAGUGGGAGGCAGGGCAGGGGAAGGAAAAGCGUACUGUAAUCUUGGCAACGCCUAUAACAGUCUUGGAGAUUUUCAGAAAGCCAUAGAGUACUAUGAACGACACCUCAAAAUUUCGAAAGAAGUGGGAGACAGAGCAGGAGAAGGAGGAGCGUACCGUAAUCUUGGCAACGCCUAUAACAGCCUUGGAGAUUUUCAGAAAGCCAUAGAGUACCAUGAACGAGGCCUCAAAAUUUCGAAAGAAGUGGGAGACAGGGCAGGAGAAGGAAGAGCGUACAGUAAUCUUGGCAACGCCUAUCACAAUCUUGUAGAUUUUCAGAAGGCCAUAGAGUACCAUGAACGACACCUCAAAAUUUCGAAAGAAGUGGGAGACAGGGUAGGAGAAGGAAGCGCGUACGGUAAUCUUGGCAACGCCUUUAGAAAUCUUGGAAAUUUCCAGGAAGCCAUUCAUUAUUAUAAGAAGACUGUUAUUGCUUUCGACCACAUCAGGGCAAAUCUCAUAUCUAAUGACGAAUGGAAGAUUACGCUCGGGAAUAAGUAUGAAAAUAUUAAUUUGAUGCUAUGGCGGCUGCAGUUUAAGGAAGGUAAAGUCAUUGAGGCACUUUUAACUGCUGAUCAUGGACGUGCGCAAGCUUUAAAUGAUCUUCUGGAGUCCAAGUAUGGCCUUAAAGGGCUACGCCCAGAAAUAGGAACACUUUCUGCAAGACCAAGUGACUUUCCUAGUUACUUACCAUCAAAUACAGUUUUCAUAGGUAUCAACGAGGGAGGAAUAGUUCUCUGGGUGAGCAAGAAAGGAAAAGAAAUCAAAACUAGAAGAACUCUGAUUGAUAUAUCCGUCACAACCUAUUUUCAGUCUCUUUUGGAAACUACACAUAUAGAAAUAGGUGUGAGAGCUGAUGUUAAUUGUGAAGAUCGCUCGUUAGGAAACCCAAACGAUAAAGAGUUAAAAGAAGAAAGAUCCUUUAAGUUAAAGUCUCAUCCUUCAUGUUGUGAGACAAAGUCGUUACAAACAUUUUACAAUGUUGUUAUAGACCCUAUAAGAGACUUACUCCUGGGCGACGAGGUUGUGGUCGUUCCACAAGGACCUCUGUAUUUGGCGCCUUAUGCUGCUUUCAAGGACUUGAAAUCUAAGUACCUCUGCGAAACUUUCAGAAUUCGUCUGCUUCCUUCACUUUCUAGUCUUCGAUUAAUCCAAAAUUGUCCAGCAGAUUGGCACAGCAAGACGGGCGCUCUUCUCGUUGGCGAUCCGUGGGUGCAGGAGGUAGUUUAUGAAGGAAUGACGCUAGAGCAGUUACAGUGGGCUAAAAAAGAAGUGCAGAUGAUUGGGGAAAUACUUCAAACUGUACCUCUCAUUGGAAAGCAGGCAACAAAAGAUGAAGUUUUGAGACGUAUCUCCUCGGUUGCUUUGGUGCACAUUGCUGCUCACGGUAAAAUGGAAACAGGAGAAAUUGCCUUGGCCCCAAACACAACACGUUCAUACGUGAAUCCAGCCAGGGAGGACUAUCUCUUAACUAUGAAAGAUGUUUUAAAGGCGCAGAUAAGGGCAAGACUUGUUGUACUUAGCUGUUGUCAUAGUGCUCGGGGAGAAGUUAAAUCUGAGGGUGUGGUCGGCAUCGCACGGGCAUUUUUGGGUGCUGGUGCUCGUUCUGUUUUGGUGUCCCUGUGGGCGAUCGACGACGAAGCUACUAUGGAGUUCAUGAAAGUUUUCUACCAAUGCUUGGUCCAUGGACGAAGUGCCAGUGAGGCCCUGAAUAAAGCCAUGAAAUCCAUGAGAGAAUCUGACCGCUUUAGCGCAGUGAAGUACUGGGCGCCGUUUGUUCUCAUUGGUGAUGAUGUAACGCUUGAGUUUGAAGGCAUCGAUUAA